This is a messenger RNA of Pestalotiopsis fici W106-1, 5823 nucleotides long. RefSeq lists its product as uncharacterized. Gene Ontology annotation, cellular component: nuclear pore cytoplasmic filaments; nuclear pore. Lineage: Eukaryota; Fungi; Ascomycota; Sordariomycetes; Amphisphaeriales; Sporocadaceae. Gene Ontology annotation, biological process: post-transcriptional tethering of RNA polymerase II gene DNA at nuclear periphery; RNA export from nucleus; protein import into nucleus. The transcript is spliced from 6 exons. The record is from RefSeq and is a predicted model, not a curated record. Gene Ontology annotation, molecular function: structural constituent of nuclear pore. The coding region runs from base 1 to 5823 and encodes 1940 amino acids.
AUGUCGUUUGGAGGAGGAUUUGGGGGCUUCGGCUCCAAUACCAACACCAGCACAGGCUUUGGAGGAUUUGGUAGCAACAACACAACCAAUGCGGCACCUACAGGUGGAUUUGGCUCAACCAACAACACCUUUGGCGCCGCCAGCAACAACACCAGCGGCGGCCUUUUUGGAGGUGGUAGCAACACAACAGGAGGCUUCGGCUCUACUUCAGGUGGUUUUGGCUCGAAUACCACAGGUGGCUUCGGAUCGACUGCAAACAAGCCUGCUUUUGGUAGUACAACCUCUACUGGCGGUGGUUUGUUCGGUUCAAGUAACACUGGCACAGGCACAACGGGCACCGGCUUCGGCGGCUUCGGCAGCACGAACAACACGUCGACGACAAACACCUUUGGCAGCGGCAGUACCGGUGGCGGCCUAUUUGGCGGUACCCAAAACAAGCCUGCCUUCGGCGCGUCCACGACGGGAACUACUGGCGGUGGUCUUUUCGGCGGCGGCGGCACGACUACAUCGUUUGGCUCAGGUAAUGCAUUCAACGCACCUGCAAGCACAGCCCUGGGAGCCCCGGUUGGUGAUGCUCCUGGAACCGCAACCACCGCGUUCUCGCCCACACUGGAAAAAGAGUCUGCCGCUAGUCUCGCCCAGAACUCGUUUCAGAGCAUUCUCUUCCAGGAGCCCUACAAGAAGUGGUCCGCCGAGGAGCUGCGUCUAGCCGAUUACGCACAGAACCGUCGUUUUGGCAGUGGUUCUGGCCCUAGCUUUGGUGGUGGUUUCGGAGGCUUUGGCUCCAACACAAACACAGCUACCACGACGACCAACACCUUCGGCUCUGGAUCUAACACAGGUGGAGGCCUGUUUGGCUCCAACACGGGCUCAACCGGAUUUGGAGCAAACACGAACACGGCCAGUACCGGCGGCUUCGGCGCGAACACAUCAGGAGGACUUUUUGGUGCCAAGCCAGCAGCAGCAACUGGUGGAGGACUCUUUGGUAGUACUGGAGCAUCAGCCACACCUGCGUCUGGCGGCCUUUUUGGGUCGUCUGGAACAACUGGCUUCGGGACCAACACAAACACCGCGCCUGCCAACAAUGCUUUUGGCACAAACACGAGCACUACUGGAGGUGGGCUGUUCGGCAACGCAAAUCAGCAACAGAACAAGCCAGCUGGUUUCAGUUUCGGAAAUAACGCAGCCCCCGCUACUGGUGGAGGUGCUUUCGGAAAUACCCAACAACAGAGCACUGGUUUUGGGGCGACCAAUACUGGUGGCGGAGGUCUCUUUGGCAACAACCAGCAGAGUACUGCGAAUGCGGGUGGUGGCUUGUUUGGUAACAACACCAACACACAGCAACCAAGCGCUGGGGGAUUCGGUGCCAGUGGUGGUUUUGGCACUCAGAAUACUCAGUCGACAGGCGGUGGCUUGUUUGGUGGCCAAACCCAGCAGAAGCCCGCAGGUGGCUUGUUCGGCAAUACCCCUACAAACACUGGUGGUGGCCUUUUUGGAAACACUGGCAAUACUGGAAGCACUGGCUUUGGCACGAACAACCAGCAAAGCGGCGGAAUGUUUGGCAAUAAGCCUGCCGGCACCGCCACUGGCGGGAUCUUUGGCAACAGCACGAACGCCCAGAACACCAACGCCGGUGGCGGUCUGUUUGGUGGGAUAGGAAACAAUGCACAGCAGCAGCCCCAGCCCAGUGGUGGACUCUUUGGUGGCUUGAACAAUUCGACACAGAAUAAGCCGGCUGGAGGCUUGUUUGGUGCACCCAACCAGUCUGCUGGGGGCGGUCUAUUUGGUGGCCAAAACAAUGCGCAGCAGGGAGGUGGUCUAUUUGGAAACUCAACCAACCAACAGCAGCAAAACAGCCUUGGUAACUCCCUCUUUGGCAAUAGUAUGAACAAUCAGCAAACGCCACAAACACUUACCGCGAGUGUCAAUGACCCAUCGGCCUACGGUACGGGAUCUCUUUUUGGAAACCUGGCUGCUCCAACCAACGACCCUGGCCCUCUUGCAACGCCACUAUCAGCCAAGAAGCAGACGAAGCGUCCUUCAAUCCUGCCAAUGUACAAGCUCAAUCCGGCCUCGGCUUCGCGUCUGACUACUCCUCAGAAGCGAGGAUUCGGCUUCUCUUACAGCACCUACGGCACGCCAAACAGCCCGUCCAGUGCAGCUAGCACCCCUGGAUCCAUGUCUCAAAGCCUUCUUGGCGGAGGCAGUCUAGGCCGUAGCUUCAGCAAGAGCAUCUCGUCGAGUAAUCUGCGACGCAGCUACAACGUCGAAGAUAGUCUGUUGGCCCCAGGUGCAUUUUCUGCAAGCGUCGGGCCAAGAUACGGUGGAGGCAACAAUGUCAAGAAGCUCGUCAUCAACCGUGAGCUGAGGAGUGAUCUUUUCUCAACUCCUACCAGAACCCCAGAAAACGCAACCAGUGGUUCACGCAAACUCAACAAGCGCGUGAGCUUUGAAGAGUCGCACGAGACUCCGAAGGCCAUUGAGGCCGCUGCGAGCAACGGCAGCCCGACUGCCGAGGAACUGGGCUACAUUCGCCCUCAGACUAACGGAACCAAUGGUACAAAAACCCCUGAAGUUGAGCCUGCUAAGAGCCGGGAUCUUGCGAUUGUUCACGAAGAAGAGGUGACAAGCCCAAGUACAACAGCGGCAUCUGCUGGCGGUUUCGAGAAGGAGCUUGGCGACUACUGGAUGGAGCCUAGUAAGGAGGAGAUUCUAGCCAUGAAUCGUGUCCAGCGUCAAAAGGUGUCAAACUUUAGAGUUGGUCGCACAGGUUCUGGCUGGGUUAUGUUCAAGGUGCCAGUUGACUUGACUCAGAUCGAUAUCGACAACCUCUAUGACAACAUUGUCGUUCUCGAUAUUCGAUCUUGCACAGUGUACCCCAAUGCCGCAAAGAAGCCUCAAGUCGGCAAGGGCCUCAACGUUCCCUCGAUUAUCAAUCUGGAGAACUCGUGGCCCCGCGCAACCAAGUCGCGUAGCAAAGCACCUACCUCUAUGAAGAAGCACAUUGAACGUCUCAAGCGUAUAGAGAACACUCAUUUCGAGAACUACAAUGAGGAGACUGGCGAAUGGACAUUCUCCGUUGAUCACUUCACAAGAUAUGGCUUAGACUACGAUGAGGAUGAGGACACCGAAGCCGACCGCUCUACGGAGGCUCCAGCGUAUCCAAGGCAUGAGUCCGCGUCCCCGUCACCUUCAGCAAACCCUGACUUUGACCAGGACGAACUUUACGACAUCCGACCCGACAACCGCCCAUUGCCCGGUGCCUUUGACGCCACCGAACGACACAGGAGCAAGCGAGGCGUAGAUGAGAUGGCUGAAAUCAGUGCAUCGCGGCCGUCUUUUUUAGGUAGUCGCUCCGUGGGUUCUACUUCCAGAGCUCUCGUUCCUGUGGCACAGGAGGGUCUGGAUGAAGAAUAUGCAAUGUCUGAGGAUCAAGAUGCGAGUUCUGAUCUUGGACAACAUCACGCUGCGGAGCAAGAUGACGACUCGUUCGCUGCCAGCCAGAUGGAGUUUGUUCCUGAAACUCCGGCCGGAAUCAUGAGAGCACGCAUGCGUGCCAUUAAAGGAUCUGCCACCCCUGCCAAAAUCACAGUGACGGCCGGGGAUGACUGGAUGGAUAUGCUUCAAAAAACUGUCAGCCCACAAAAAAGAGAUCGUGCUCGACUCAGGGAGAAUCAAGAAGCCGAGCUUUACCGUGUCCAGGACAACGUACAGCGACAGCCUUCUCCAAAGAAGCGGGCUGUAUCUGAUGGUCGUGGCUUUGCCACCAGCAUUGACCUGAUGAAGUCUAUUUUCGAGCAGGCCAAGACACCCGUCGAGAAACCUGUUCCUGCCGUGCACGCUGGAACUGUCAAGUGGCCUUAUAAAAGAAUGACGAAGACGCUUGAUGAGAAUGAUCUUGACCAGAAAGAUCAGAUCUGGCACGACACCCUACGGCCAACAUGGGGUCCGAAUGGCACAUUGGUCUUUGCAGCCAACCCCCAAGAGACUCCGUUCGGUCGAUCUGGUCGCAUUACCGAAAAGAAUGGCUUGAUGACAGUCACUAAAAACAACUUCAACUUUGAAUCUCAAGACAUUCGCAUUGCCAGGUUCUCGAACGAGAUGUCUGCGAAGGCAAUUCGUGCACAUGCCGACCUCUCUCAGAUAUAUCUGGAUAAUGGAGUUCCCACCGUUCAAGGGCCUCGAGUCAGUCUGAAGGACUUCUGUACUGACACUGGCGCCAAAAACACUGCUGCUGAGCACGAAAAGCUCGUAUGGGAGCUUGCCAGUACCCUAUUUGAUAAUAUCAAAAUCCCCUCCGAAUACUCGGACCAGCCAGAUGCAGGGGAGAGACUCCGGCGGGAAGCUCUGUCCCGUUUCUGGGAGACCAUGGUCGAAGUUGAAUCAAACAAGGCCAUUUCCAUGGCAGGCUCGAGUGAAGAGAAGGCCUUGGCGGCCUUGGCAGGCCAUCGCAUAGCCGAUGCUUGUAAACAUCUGCUCGACGGCAAGAACUUUCGCCUCGCCACACUAAUUUCUCUCAUUGGCACCGGGGAUGAGAUCAAGCGUGACAUGCAGGAGCAGAUCAAGGAUUGGCAGUCAAGCAAGGCCCUCUCUGAGUUUUCAGAGCCAAUUCGAGCACUAUAUGAAAUGCUGAGCGGUAAUGUGUGCAUCUGCGAAGGCACAAAAGGGGGUGUCUCAGAGGACCGCGUCGAGUCAUUCGUGAUCUCUGAGAAGUUUGGCCUCAACUGGAAGCAAGCUUUUGGCCUCCGUCUUUGGUACGCAUGUUCUUCGGAGGAUGCCAUUGCAGACGCUGUUGAAAAGUACAAGGAGGAUUUUCAACAAGACAAGGAGCAACGGCCGUUGACCUGGUUCGUGGAAGCCGGCAUUCGCAGCAUCUGGAACGAUCCGAGGGAAGGUGAUCGCGAGGAUCUACUAUGGGGGCUCUUGGAACUCUAUUCGAACCCAGAUGCUGACCUGGAGUCUGUAUUGCGACCUGAGAACUCCCAACUCUCGCCGCUGGACUAUCGCCUCACCUGGCAGCUUGGCCAAGCUUUGACAGCAACCGGAAAGGUAUCUUUUGGAAGUGAUGCCACUGAGAAGACAGAUGCUGCUACCGUAUCGUUUGCCUCGCAAUUAACCAACGAGGGCAGCUGGCUCGAGGCAGCUUUUGUCAUUUUGCACCUUACGGAUGCGGACACAAGGUCAAAGGCCCUACAGGAACAUCUCUGUCGCCAUGCUGGCUUGAUUGGUGACGAGCAGUCUGAAAGCUUCAAGCGACUGACGGAGAAGCUCAAGAUGCCUCCACGAUGGAUCUGGCAUGCCAAGGCUUUGCAUAUGCGAAGUGUCAAGAAGGACGCUGCUGGCGAAGUCCAAUGUCUCUUGCGCGCAGAAUCCUUUGCCGAGGCUCAUCAGGUCUUCAUCAAGGAAGUGGCUCCAUACGCCGUCAUCGAGCGCGAUUAUGAUGCUCUAGCUGAUCUACUCCGUCAAUUUGAUGGUCGUCAGUCGCAGGUGCCGGACUGGAAUUUGGGAGGCGAGGUCUACAAAGCCUUCCUCCAGCUGGUGGGUUUCCAGCGUCGUCACGAACAAGCUCCUCUGGCUCUGAUCAGCGGACUGCUGGAGGGUCUGCCUGCGAUGCAUGGCAACACGCCUGAGGCAGGAAUCAUGGAGUAUGCAGCCCUUACCGACAUGGCCGAAGUUGUUGCCAAGGUGGUCAGCGAUCUGGCUAAGAACGGAAAGAUGGACCAUCAGCGAAUACUUAAGUUGCCGCUCACUGAGGAUGUCUUGCUUCGUCACAGCCGCGACCUAGCUUGGUCGCACUACCACGCGGUUGUAGCUGGCCAGUGA